Molecule: messenger RNA, 676 nt
Organism: Plectropomus leopardus (leopard coralgrouper)
Lineage: Eukaryota; Metazoa; Chordata; Actinopteri; Perciformes; Serranidae
Source: RefSeq, a predicted model, not a curated record
UUUUCAGAAGGAGCUGAAGACGAAGACAAAAACAGCAGUUUAAAAUCAGGUCUACCUACUCUGUCAGUUAUCUUCUGUCAGGUCCUCCCUCAGGACGCAGAGAUGGGCCAGUGGAGCUGCAGCCUCUUUGUGGUGUUUUUCCUUUGUGGAGCUUUUAUCAGAGAAACACUGCAGGCUACUUUAUCUGAUGUUGGGGUACACAAAGGCGCUCAGAGACAUCUCCUGAUGGAAGAUGAAAAUCAUAGCAACGCAAGUGAAAUUCACAGGGCAGUCGAUUCAGGUGACGAGAGCCCAAAGUCGGUGGAGUGGUCCUAUAUGGCAGCAGGUCUGGGCACAGUCCUCACCAUCUCACUCCUCAUCGUGAUGACUGUCAAGUUUCGCCUCUUCCAUCGCUUCUUGGCCAGCUACAGACACUCCCUGCUCCAAGAGACUGACGGUGUCAGCCAGUAUGGCCAGGACGAACUGCCCUUCCCUCACAGCGUGUCAGGCAGAAUUGGAGUGGGUGGAGGGACUCGCAGAGGGCUGGAUGAUGACGAUGAUGGCUUCAUUGAGGAUAACUACAUCCAGACCAGUGAGAGGGACAGGGCAGAGAGAGAGGGAGAAGAGGAUGUGGAGGAAGGGAUAGAAGACAGUGAUGAUGAUCUUGAGUUCACUAUAGGGUGAUCAGAUAAAGGGG